Molecule: messenger RNA, 5353 nt
Organism: Gymnodraco acuticeps
Lineage: Eukaryota; Metazoa; Chordata; Actinopteri; Perciformes; Bathydraconidae
Gene: txnrd2.2
Product: thioredoxin reductase 2, tandem duplicate 2
Exons: 19
Coding region: 1738-3456 (572 amino acids)
Biological process (GO): cell redox homeostasis; cellular response to oxidative stress; glutathione metabolic process
Cellular component (GO): mitochondrion; cytosol
Molecular function (GO): flavin adenine dinucleotide binding; glutathione-disulfide reductase (NADPH) activity; thioredoxin-disulfide reductase (NADPH) activity
Source: RefSeq, a predicted model, not a curated record
UUUGUAACCCCGUCCUCCUGUGGCUACAGAAUGACACAAAUAGGAAGCACUAUAUCAGGAGUAACAGGCCUGCGGUCAGUCUGGUGGACGCUUGUGAUGUAAAGCCCCAGCCUGUUGACUCCUGGGUCUAAAUGCAUGCAUGGCUUAAAGUAAGGACGGUGCGACACCCAGCUAGAGGAGAUCUCUCUCAUCACCACUGCCAUUUCACAUGGAGCUCAUCUUUGGAGUUGGACUUUGUACAGUAAAAGAGGAUUUAAAAAAUGAAUACAUACAUAAUGACCACAACAGCAACUACCCAGCAGGAGCAGCCAGCAUUCUCGUGCUUUUCAGAAAAAAGGAAUCAACAAAAAAAAGUGACUACAGCUAUUUCUUUCUCAUAUCUACAUUCCCACAUGUUACAGUGUUGACUCUUGAUGAGCUCUACCGAGGAUAAGAAACGGACAGAGGCCGGUGCUGGUGGAGGAACGAAGGAUCGAUGGAAAGGAAAAAGAAAGUGUUGAAGGAAGGGAGAAGAAACGCCAAAUGAUUAUUUUUUUGGGAAGAAAAAUAAGUUCAAUUUUAUGGGUUUUUGGGACUUUCGGUGUGAUGUCAAGCUUUUGGGUGUGAAGAGGAGUGGACGGGUGUCUUUGAAGGUCACAGGAUGUUGGUUUUAAGAUUGUUGGGAGAAAGUAAAAGGAGAUCCUGAGAAGAGACGUAGCGUAGCAGAUAAACAUGUUCACACAGACUUACAAUCCAUGGGCCGUUUCUCAAUCGCGAGGAUGCUUGCUUGGUAGCACAUGUCUUCCGAGUCACUUGCUUCAGAAGCUAGGCAAGAAUCCUUCCUGGCAUUCGGAAAACGAAGAGUGGAACAGGCUAGCAAGUGUGCAGGUGUGCGUCAUAUGAGAGGCCCCGCCUUACAUUUUCCACCACAGAUUUGGGGAAAUUGGUCCGUGCGCAAAGCAUUGUGGGGAUUUGAAGGACGCGAAGUCUACUCAUGUGCAGCCUCGAAAUUACCCCCAAACCAAGGACGCGGCCUCGGUGGAAUUCCAAGUAUGCUGGAGAUUGGAACAGUACUUCGGCGGCACUCGAUGAUGUAGCAUCCUUGAAAUAUUGGCUUGGAAGCCAGUUUCCUCGAGAUUGAGAAACGGCCAUGGUGUUUAUUUAAAAGAGAAGAAGAAGAAGUGCAUUGAGAUGCUCUGAAAUCUAAAGAGGAUAACAGUGAAGCUCAUUUAUGAAGUCAAGAGUCUGCAAGUCUGGAGAAAGGAAAGUGACAUAGUGUGUUGGAGAAACGGUUUCUGUUCACACUGCAUCGCAAAAGUCCGCUUAAACGGAAACAACAACAAUGUGGUUACUUGUGUAAUCUUCCAGGCUGGUCGCUCGUUGUCAAUGAUGUGUAUUAAAGAGGAUUUGAGGCAUUUUGUUUAUAAAUGAUUUGUGUUUUCUGAAAAAGAGAGGCGAGUGACGAUUGUUCUCUUGUAGAAAGGAUAGAUUUAAAAGCGGUUUUUCGGUUGGGUUUUAUAUAAAUGUAUAUUAGGGUCAAAAGGAAAAACGAAGGAGAAAAAAAAUCUUAGUUGUAUAUUAAUAUCACAUUGUUUGGAAAGCACAUUUCAUUUGGUAAAGGCUCACAAUGUUUGUAAAACCGAAAUAACAACAUUACUUAAAUGUGUGUCGAGUUACGCCGAUGAUCACCUAUUUAUAUUUUGUAUUUGUCAAAAAAAUUACAGAAAAAAAGGUUUAACAGUGUUCUUUCUAAAGGCGAUGAGUUACAUGUCCGCUGCAUCUUCAACCCAAGGGGUCAGAGGUCAGACAAGGAGACAGACGAGAGUGUUAAUAAGAGUUGUUUCAUUUUUCUUCCCGAUGCUUUCAGACCAAGUUACCGCAACACCCUUAACCCUCCUUCACCGCACACACCGACCGGGGUCCUUUCACAAUAACAACAUGGCGGCGCUCAGUAGAUGCAGACACCGGUGGAAGAGGAAUAACUGUUUACACGUUUUAACUAGAAACCUGACAGGGAAGUAUGACUACGACCUGGUGGUCAUUGGAGGCGGCUCAGGAGGGCUCGCCUGUUCCAAAGAAGCGGCACAGUUGGGACAGAAGGUUGCUGUUUUAGAUUAUGUGGAGCCAACUGCUAAAGGUACCAAGUGGGGUCUCGGUGGUACGUGUGUUAAUGUCGGCUGCAUUCCUAAGAAGCUCAUGCACCAGGCUGCUCUCCUCGGCACAGCGGUGAAGGAUGCUCAGAAGUACGGCUGGCAGAUCUCAGGGCCAAUCUGCCACGACUGGGCCUCCAUGGCAGACGCUGUUCAAAACCACGUGAGGUCUCUGAACUGGGGUCACAGAGUUCAGCUCCAGGACAAGAAGGUGAAGUAUCUGAACCUCAGAGGGAGUCUGCUGGAUGAACACACCGUUAGAGGACUGACUAAAGCUGGGAAAGAGACCCUCCUGACGGCCAAGAACAUCGUGAUCGCCACAGGAGGACGGCCCAAAUACCCCACAGAUAUCCCAGGAGCGAUGGAGCACGGCAUGACCAGUGACGACAUCUUCUGGAUGAAAACAUCGCCCGGGAAAACGCUUGUGGUUGGAGCUAGCUAUGUGGCUCUGGAGUGUGCCGGCUUCCUCACAGGCAUUGGAUUGGACGCCACAGUGAUGGUCCGCAGUAUCGCCCUCCGGGGGUUUGAUCAGCAAAUGGCAGGUCUAGUGACGGACUACAUGGAAGCAUAUGGGACCAAGUUUGUGAAGGAGUGUGUCCCUAAGAGAGUGGACAAGCUGUCCUCAGGAGCUCUGCAGGUGACCUGGACCGACACCCUCACGGGCAGCGAACACAAGGACACCUACGACUCUGUGCUGUGGGCAGUUGGCAGAGCCCCUGAAACCAAAGCUCUAGGUCUGGACAAGCUGGGCGUCCAACUCAAAAAGGAGUCGGGGAAAAUCAUCGUGGGUGCUGAUGAAUCCACCUCGGUGCCAAACAUCUUCGCUUUCGGUGACAUCGGGGAGGGUCGUCCUGAAUUGACCCCGACAGCCGUUAAAGCGGGAAAGCUUCUCGCCCGCAGACUGGCCGGUCACGGCACGGAACUCAUGAACUACGACAAUGUGGCCACCACAGUGUUCACCCCCCUGGAGUACGGCUGUGUGGGUCUCUCGGAGGAAGAGGCUGAGGAGAGGCAUGGGAAAGACGGCAUCGAGGUCUACCAUGCUUUCUACAAGCCUCUGGAGUUCUCUGUUGCAGAGCGCGAUGCCAGCCAGUGUUACUUAAAGGUGGUGUGUGAGCUGGGGGGAGACCAGAAGAUCCUGGGUCUGCACUUCACCGGUCCGAACGCAGGAGAGGUCACACAGGGCUUCGCUUUGGGCCUCCAGUGUGGAGCGACAUAUUCCCACCUGCUGCAGACGGUCGGCAUCCACCCGACCUGCGCCGAGGAGCUGACCAAGAUCAACAUCACCAAGCGGUCCGGUCUGGACGCCACGGUAUCGGGCUGCUGAGGUUAAGCUCCUCGGCUUCUGAACAGUAAGAGCUCACAGGGUCCUCUGUUAGCCUCCUCCUCCUCCUCCUCUUCCUCUUCCUCCUUUUUGAAUGGUUCACAUUCCUCUCUCUGAAACAGCGUCUCCUCAUAGGCCAGAUCAUAACACAGGUUAGUGUCACCAACACAUCAUGUGAACACCAUGAUUAUCCCAUGGUACAAGUGUUACUGAGGGUUAUAGAUCAGGUUAGUGAGAGCCGUGUCUUUAAAAUAAACAGUCUCAUCAAUCAGGAUUAAAGCCGUGCUGAACUCGCACGAGAACCGAACUCUUAACGUGUUCUUCUGAAUAUAUAUUCUGCAAAUAUUGUUGUUUCUCCGGCUGUACUUCCUGUCCAUUAGUCUUGGAGGUGACACAUACCAUACACCCCCGCAACCCCACCCCCACAUGACACUGAUGGAUGGCCCCAGGGCCGCAGCAACCUCGCCCCAUUUCCCAUGGACACACACAAACAGUCGCUGGGCCGCCUGUCACUCAGACGCCCCAGACCUGGUCAGGGAGCCACGGCUUGAGACUCCUUCCUUUUCCUCUAGUGCCCUUAACCAUCCCUAUACACAACAUAAUAGAGUGGGACUCCACACACGAGCUGUCAAAAGCUGCGUGAACUCUACCUGUUGAUAACAGAGCUCUGUACCCAGACUCACCCAAAGGUGGCACUAUUGCCCUCCAAUCCCGCCUUUUUCUCUCAACCAGGAAUAGAAGACAGUGUAAAGUAGAAACUGGAUAAACCUUACACCUGAAUACAUUCAGGUUGCACAUUUAAUCCCUUUAAUCCCUUGAGAAAAGCACUCUGGCUUUAUUGGUGCCAAACUGAUAAGGGCUAUCUGUUGUGUAUUUACAUGGAUGGCAGGUUGGGCCUAAAGAGUCAUCACCCUUGUAGAUAAGGCGAGUUGUUUAUAUCAAUAAAGCAGUAAUAGGCCCCCACAGUUUGCACAAAUGUUGAACCUGAUGGAUAUGCAUGACAUCUUGGGUUUAUUAAGUAGAAUGAGGAGGAGGGGGAGGGCUGUCAAUAACGUGGGUUGCUGCAGAAAUCGAGGAGGCCGCCGAGGGGCGUCGUUUAUUUGUAUUUGAAGUCUAAUCUGCCCGGUCUGAUUAAUGAUUUCGAUGAGGGGAGUGACAGUGUGCCAGGAGAUGGAGAGAGGAGGAACAGGAGAGAGGGAGAGGUACCAGGUUUAUUUGGGCCAGAGGAGAGAGAGCUGGGGAGGGAGGAGAGGUUUUGGGGGGAUUCCUGUGUGCUCUGUUCAGGGCCGAGGUGCUGACUGAAGGACCCUGACCUCCGCUCAGCAGGAACAGCUUGACUCUAUCACUCGGAGUGGAGGUGGAGGGGGGGUGGUGGCUAUGGGAAGGACGGAGCCAACCAACACAAGACGGAGCGGUAGCAGCGUGUUUGCCCAGGGUAAUUGAGUCUGUGUUCCCGUGCUUAACGAGCCACUUCAGAGACCCUGGGGUGGGCACAGGCAACACGAGGGAAGUGAUCGAGGCCAUCGGAGUAACUGUAAUGUCUGUUUGCUUUUUACCCUCCACUUCCCCUCUGUGUUUUCUCACAGCUCGACGCACAGUAAACUGAAAACCGUUGACUUUAAUUAAAUGUAUUAUGUCAACAGACUUCACAUAACUGUAUUAGGUUAGUUGGAAGCAAUGAUAUUACGUUUCAAUUAAUAAUAUUAGUCAACUUAAUAUUAUUGCUUUCAACUAACCUAAUACAGUUAUGUGACAUUUGGAAGACAUCAUUCAUUUAAUUAAAGUCAACGUUUCAGUUUUUCCCAAAAUGAACCAGUUGUAUUUAUGAUAUUGUCUUCUUUGAAUGAUAUUUGUCAUUGUAGUCACUCCAGGUCCGAGAUAUGAGCGGGGGGGGGGGGGG